Molecule: messenger RNA, 1320 nt
Organism: Lodderomyces parapsilosis
Lineage: Eukaryota; Fungi; Ascomycota; Pichiomycetes; Serinales; Debaryomycetaceae
Exons: 1
Coding region: 1-1320 (439 amino acids)
Biological process (GO): glycolytic process
Cellular component (GO): phosphopyruvate hydratase complex
Molecular function (GO): phosphopyruvate hydratase activity; magnesium ion binding
Source: RefSeq, a predicted model, not a curated record
AUGUCAAUUAAUAAGAUCCACUCAAGAUACGUUUAUGACUCCAGAGGUAAUCCAACUGUUGAAGUUGAUUUGUUCACCAACAAGGGCUCAUUUAGAGCAAUUGUCCCAUCUGGUGCUUCUACUGGUGUUCACGAAGCUGUUGAAUUGAGAGACGGAGACAAAUCAAAAUGGUUAGGUAAAGGUGUUUUAAAAGCUGUUGCCAAUGUCAAUGACGUUAUUGCUCCAGCUUUGAUCAAGGCUAAUAUUGAUGUCACUGAUCAAGCAAAGAUUGAUCAAUUUUUAAUCGAGUUGGAUGGUACUUCAAAUAAACAGAAAUUAGGUGCUAAUGCUAUUUUGGGUGUCUCGUUAGCUGCAUCUAGAGCCGGUGCUGCUGAAAAGAAUGUUCCAUUGUACAAAUACAUUGCAGAUCUUGCCAAAGCUAAGCAAGACAAGUUUGUGUUGCCUGUUCCAUUCCAAAAUGUAUUGAAUGGAGGUGCACACGCGGGUGGGGAUUUGGCAUUACAAGAGUUUAUGAUUGCCCCAAUUGGUGCUAAAAGUUUCAGUGAAGGUCUAAGAAUCAAUUCUGAAGUAUAUCAUCAUUUGAAAACUUUGGCCCAAAAGAAGUACGGCAAAUCUGCUGGAAAUGUUGGUGAUGAAGGUGGUGUUGCUCCAGAUGUUCGUACUGCUCCCGAAGCUUUAGACUUGAUUGUUGCUGCUAUUGAGGAGGCUGGUCAUAAAGAUAAAGUUCAUAUUGCUGUUGAUGCAGCAUCUUCUGAAUUCUUCAGACACGGAAAAUACGAUUUGGAUUUCAAGAAUCCAAAUACCGAUGAAACGAAAUGGUUGGCACCUGAUCAAUUGUCACAGUUCUAUCUCGAUUUGUUGAAGAAGUACCCAAUUGUAUUACUUGAAGAUCCAUUUGGUGAAGACGAUUGGGAAGCAUGGAGUGAAUUUUACCCUAAAGUUGGAGGUAAAGUUGAAGUUGUUGCUGACGAUUUAACAGUGACCAAUCCAAUUAGAAUCAAAAAGGCAAUCGAAAAUAAAGCUGCUGAUGGAUUGUUACUUAAAGUAAACCAAAUAGGUACAUUGACUGAAGCUCUUCAAGCUGCCAAUGACGCAUAUGCAGCCAACUGGGGGGUUUUUGUGUCACACAGAUCGGGUGAGACUGAGGAUACAUUUAUUGCUGAUUUAGUUGUUGGUAUCAGAUCAGGUCAUAUCAAGACAGGAGCCCCUGCCAGAUCAGAACGAUUGGCCAAAUAUAAUCAACUUUUGAGAAUUGAAGAGGAGCUUGGAGAUAAGGCCAUCUACGCUGGUGAACAUUUCCGUACUGCAUUUAAUUUGUAA